Molecule: messenger RNA, 971 nt
Organism: Gopherus evgoodei (Goodes thornscrub tortoise)
Lineage: Eukaryota; Metazoa; Chordata; Testudines; Testudinidae
Gene: C7H3orf62
Product: chromosome 7 C3orf62 homolog
Source: RefSeq, a predicted model, not a curated record
CUAGGUGCGAUGUCAGAAAAACUAAGGAGAUGCAGGAAGGAACUGACUGCAGCUAUAGACAGGGCAUUUGAAGAUUUCACAGCUCCUUUCUGUCUCUCAGAAGAUUGCCUCAAUAAACAGAAUUCAGACUUGCAGACAGAGACACCUUCCUCCUUGCCCCAAAUGAACAGAGUUAGUUACAGAAGAGAUCCUAUUUCUACCUUAACUUCCUAUCUCGACCAGUCUGCAGCAGUCUCCUGUGUGCUAGAAAAAAAGACUCCUGUCUUCAUACCAAACCUUAUUCCAGUAAGCAUUGCCCAAAAUCCCUUAUGCCCAAAGAGAGAACCUUUGACAAGUAAGGAAAAUACUUGGCUACGUUCUUCCAUUUUUGUGUCUGACAGACAUCUUCCAAGAACUCUGGGGGACAGUGAGAGAUGGAGGAAAGGACAUGCGAGCAAAGAUGCUGAAAGAUGCAUGAAGUCAGAAGCAAACAUAGCUGUCAAUGCUGUCUUCCAGGACAUUCAGCAGGAUCUUCCUGACACACCCGGGAACCCAAACAGUUGGGGUAUAGAGGAGUUAGCAGGCCAGCUGGCCCUAGUGAAUGUUAGCAGAGUUCACAGGCACUCAGGUGAGCCCCCACUUAGAGAUGAUGUUUUAUCCAUCUUUAUGGAUGCGAGCAGCAGCUCUGAGACAAGGCACCGAAGACCAACAUUGAGGAUGAAGAGUAUCCAGACAGUUCUGGAUUUGGAAGAGGAUUACAGCACAGCCGUCUCUGCUCUGCACCAACUGAACUAGGGAAACUGGCUCAAAGGUUUACAUAGGCAAAAACCUAAGAAACAACGUUCUUAAACAUGGAGCCUUCUGAGGGAAAAAAAAUGGCAGAUUCCAUGUAAUAUAAAGGUUCAAUUAAAAUAAUAGUAAUUUGCAAACUCUCCCUUCUUUAUGCCAGUGUUUUGUACCAUUCAUGUUUUCUUCUGAGUGCUGCUUUUUCU